Messenger RNA from Notechis scutatus (mainland tiger snake), 1559 nucleotides. It is a transcript of the gene OVCA2, whose product is annotated as OVCA2 serine hydrolase domain containing. The record is from RefSeq and is a predicted model, not a curated record. Gene Ontology annotation, cellular component: cytoplasm; nucleus. Gene Ontology annotation, molecular function: hydrolase activity. Lineage: Eukaryota; Metazoa; Chordata; Lepidosauria; Squamata; Elapidae. Gene Ontology annotation, biological process: response to retinoic acid.
AUGGCGGCGGCGCCUCCGCCGCGCGGGCGGGAGCUGCGGCUUCUCUGUCUCCACGGCUACGGGCAGAACGCCGAGCGGUUCCGCGCCCGGACCGGCGCCCUGCGGAAGGCCCUGCGAGGCCGCGCCCAGCUCCUCUACCUAGACGCGCCGCACCGCCUGCCGCCGGCCGAGGGGGAGCCGGAACGCGAGGGCGGCGCCGGGCCGCGGGGGUGGUGGCCGGAGUCGGAGGCCGGGCCGGAGCCGGGGGAGGCGCUGCGGGCGGUGGCGGCGGCGCUGGCGGCGCUGGGCCCCGUGGACGGCCUGCUGGGCUUCAGCCAGGGCGCGGCGCUGGCCGGGCUGCUGUGCGCGCUGCGGGAGCGCGGGGACGGGCGCUUCCCCUUCCGCUUCGCCCUGCUGGUGGCCGGCUUCCCCGUGGCCGAGGCGGCGGCGGCGGCGGGGCCGCUGCGGGUGCCCAGCCUGCAUGUCUAUGGCGAGGCCGACCGCGUCAUCCCGGCGGCGGAGAGCCGGGCGCUGGCCGAGCGCUUCGCACAGCCCGCCCUGCUGGCCCACGCCGGCGGCCAUUUCGUCCCCGCCGCCGCCGCGCAGAGGGCCGCCUACCUGGGCUUCCUGCGCCGCUUCGAGGGCUCCGCGGAGGACGAGCUCGGGCCGCCCCGAUCGCCGCCGGCUGCCCCCCGCGCCUCGGACUCGCGCUCGGCGGCUUCCCUGCGGGGCUGCGGCGAAGGUCCAGCCUCGGGUCAGGCGGCGGCGGCUGCAGGAGGAGGAAAGGCCCGUCCCGGAGACCCGCGAGACACCGACCGGGGCUCUCCCCCAAGCGCUCCAUGACGGUCCCUGCCUGGAGGUUGCGGUGCUACGAUUAAGGGGCUUUCGGGGGUAGAAGGCCGUCGGAGCCGCUGAAGUUUGGAGGCCCGGAAGCCUCUCCGUGUUUCAGGCUGGUCCUGCCAGGCGUGGCUGGUCACAUGGUCGGGACUUGCCAGGCACCCAGGUUGCAGAUCCGCUUUCCAUCUCGGCUCAGGGAGAGAGUCCAGGCUCGGACUGAAGGGAGGACUUAAAACGGAGGCGGCUGUCCUGGGAUGUGGAACCUGCCGCUUGUUGUCUCGGGAGGAAGAGGAGGCAGCCCCACUCUGCCCACUCCAAAGGCUGCAAGAGGAGAGGAUUGCCGGCUCUGCUGCCGUCCGAAUCAGGGCCCUGAAGGACCUUCCUCCUUGCUCUGGUCCGAUCCUGAGAGAGGAAGGAGGGAGGCAGAGGGGUCUGGAGCCCAGGGGUUUUUUUCCGUCCCCUCAAAGUUUAGAUCAAGUCAAAGUGACAGUGAGUGAGGAAAAAGGGCCUUUGAUUCCAGGAAUUGCUGUUGCAGCUUUUGCGGUCAGACAUUGUGGGGGAUCCAUCACUGGAGGGUUUUAAGAAGAGACUGGACAGCAUCUGUCUGGAAUGGUAUGAGGUCUCCUGCUUGAGCAGAGGGCUGGACUAGAAGACCUCCAAGGUGCCUUCUAGCUGUAUUCUAAUUGAUUGAUUAGGAUUGUGAGCUUUAUUUUAGUAAAGUUGAAUAGGGAUAAUUAAAUGAA